AUGUCGUAUAUGCUACCUCACUUAAGCAAUGGAUGGCAAGUAGAUCAAGCGAUAUUAGCAGAAGAAGAUCGUGUUGUGCUUAUUCGCUUCGGUCAUGACUGGGAUCCGAGUUGUAUGCGAAUGGAUGAGACGUUGUAUAAAAUUGCAAAUAAAGUGAAAAAUUUUGCCGUAAUAUAUUUGGUGGACACAACUGAAGUUCCUGAUUUCAAUAAAAUGUAUGAGUUGUAUGAUCCUUGCACUGUCAUGUUCUUUUUUCGCAAUAAACACAUUAUGGUUGACUUGGGCACUGGUAAUAACAACAAAAUCAACUGGCCUAUCACUGAUGGCCAAGAAUUAAUUGAUAUUUUAGAAACAGUGUACAGAGGAGCUCGUAAGGGCCGUGGACUUGUAGUAUCACCAAAAGAUUAUUCAACCAAAUAUAAAUAUUGA
This is a messenger RNA of Thelazia callipaeda (thelaziosis nematode), 429 nucleotides long. NCBI's taxonomy places the organism in Eukaryota, Metazoa, Nematoda, Chromadorea, Rhabditida, Thelaziidae. The record is from the annotation of a GenBank genome assembly.